Messenger RNA from Lentinula edodes (shiitake mushroom), 3048 nucleotides. RefSeq lists its product as uncharacterized. NCBI's taxonomy places the organism in Eukaryota, Fungi, Basidiomycota, Agaricomycetes, Agaricales, Omphalotaceae. The record is from RefSeq and is a predicted model, not a curated record. Bases 70 to 2814 code for a protein of 914 amino acids. The transcript is spliced from 9 exons. Gene Ontology annotation, molecular function: guanyl-nucleotide exchange factor activity.
UGCCACGUGCGGAUGUGACUGGAAUGAUUGCUUGCUGUGAAGCAUCCAGCAACUUUGUUUCUUGAACUCAUGAGCAGCGUCCUCAGGAAUAAAUUGCCGCCGCCACCUCCCGAUGAUUUUGACCAACCACUGACACCUCCGCGAACUCCAUCCAAGUCUUCGGAUUCUCCUACUUUACGACCUACUCAUCCAGGUUCACUGCCUAAUUAUGAGCCUUCAUCCGUACCUUUGACACCAACUACUCCAUUGUCCCCAAAUACGCCAUUCGAGGGAGCGAAGCCUAAAAAGACCAAUCCUUUGAACGAUCUCAUUGACACGGAAAGGGCAUAUGUUGAUCAGUUGACGGCUAUAAUACGGAAAGUUGCUGCAGCAUGGUCCAGGUCCAAUCUUCCACCUUCGGAGCUAGAUUCAAUGUUUCGAAGUAUAGAGACAGUUUACAAGGCCAAUCGUUCAUUACUUACAAAGCUCAAGGAGAUUGGAACAAAUCCCUCUUCUCCCAAGGCCUUAGGCGAUUUACUCAUGCGAUGGAUUGACGACCUCGAAGCUCCAUACUCCACGUAUUGCUCAAAAUUUUUGUCGGGCUUUGAUAUGUGGGACCCAGUCCAGUCCAAUCCAAAACUUGGGUCCAUACUUGCGAAUAUGUCAUCAUCAAGUGCUCUGUCUACGGGCAACGAAGUAUGGACUCUUGACACGCUUUUCCUUUUACCAAAAGCUCGUUUAAAAUACUACAAGAAACUCUAUGGUCGAUUGCUCAAGAGCACUGCCCCUGGAAGAAGCGAUUACAAGCUUCUUGUUGGUGCAGUCGACAAGCUCGAAAGGCUACUUGAAACGUUAGAACAGCGAGAAAGCAUACGAGUAGGAUACCCUGACGAUUCACCCGCUCCACAAUAUGCUGCCCAUGAACUCGAGGACGAGGUUGUGCUCGACAUGCGUACCGAAUCUGGCCCCCCCGUCUUGCCUCAUAGAAUAAGUGAGGUCGAAGUUACUCCUGGCAGCGGAAGUGAUUCGACGAGGGAUAGUGGAGUAUCUGCAGGAGACCGGAUGUCUCGAGAAACAGUGUCUACAACUACGAGCCAUAGUUCUACAGCUACGUUGUCCAUGCCAAUCGCGGAUUUAGAACGUCGGCUUUCCACAGCGCGUUGCAUAGAUAUUUUUACCAUGACCCAUAAGGUUGUCAAACUGCAGAUGUCACCUCCUUCACUGACAUAUACACGGGAGAUGCGAUGCUCGUUGGAUCUGGUCAUCCGCGUUACUCCUCGAGUCACUGGUCAAGAAAUUGUGCACAGACGCGGGCAUAUCUUCCUCUUAUCCGACUUAUUCCUUGUUUGCGAGCGCAUGUCUCUCGAGGAGCGCGCAACUUCGGGAUCAAACGGACCUGAUAUGUGGCUUUGUUAUCCUCCCCUGACCGGUAAGGUUUUACGCGCUUCGGAAGUACCUGGAUCAGACACGGAAAUGCAGGUUCACAUCAUGAGGAAAGAGACCCUUACAUUAUGCUUAGAAACACGUCAAGAACGAGACGCCGCGAUGAAAGAUUUCAGGGAAUGCAUUGAAUUUGCAAGCUCAGUUGGUCCAGUUUCAAAGCAAGCUCCUCCCCCUGUGCCCCCACUUCCGGUCAUGGGUGGACUUCCACGGUCGCCGGUCCCGAUUGCUUCGCCAAGUGGACAUUCACAAGCUAGUUCUCCGCCUAUAAGUCGAACUUCCUCACCUCCAUCGCAACCGUCCCCAGGAAUGGAAUCAAUAGCCUCCCGUACAUCAUCGUUCAACCAACAAUCUCCACGGUCUUCGGAGAGUGGAUCCCUCAGCGAUCAGUUUUCGAGGAUGGGUAUGUCCAAUGUGGCUUCACCUCCAUCAGCACCAAAACGGCUCCCGUCGUUCCAUGACCAACGGCCUACGUCAGCAAAUAGCGGUUCUGUUGGUAUUGGGCAAGUGUUCCCGGUUUCCCGCAAUCCUAGCCUCGGUUCACAGCACCAGGCGUACCCUCCAUAUGGCCCUGGCCCUGGUCGUGGUGCUCCCGGCCCUCCGCCUCCUCCUAUGAAAGGUCCUAUGCAGCAUCCAUAUCCUGGAGGUCCUGCACGUAAUAUGGCCGCUCCUUCUAUGCAAGGUGGUCCACCAUUCGAUCAUCCACAACCUCGCGCACCUUUCAUGGACGGUUUGCCCCCGCGACCUCCGUCUGAACCACCCAUGCAGGCCAACCCACCUGGCCGGCGAUCUCCGUCCACUCGUUCUCUUUCGGCGCAACAGGACCACCCUCGUUAUAACAACAUGCCUCCUAAUGGCUAUCCUCCGAAUAACAUGAAUGUCAACGACACCAUGACAAGACAGCAGUCCUUUGGAACUCCACUUCAUGCACCCCAGCCCCGGCCCCUGAUGCCAUCAGCAACGUUCAAUCGGGCCCUCGCUGAGACAUCCUUUGCUGAUCCCAGUCCCCCGAAUUCUCCAGUAGCCGAAAGCUCCUCGCUUCCUACCGGGCCUGUCACAUCAUCCAUAACGGCUACCUUCAAAUGUAAAGUUUUUUUGAAGCAACAGCAUGCCCAGUGGAAAUCGCUUGGUACCGCUAAGCUCAAAUUGUAUAAAGAGAGCCCGACAAACGUGAAGCAGCUUGUAGUCGAGGCCGAUGACAAAAAUAACACCGUCUUGAUUUCGACGAUCGUCUUAACGGAUGGUGUUGAGAGGGUAGGGAAAACUGGUGUGGCGGUCGAGUUGAGCGAUAGAGGUGCUCGGACGGGUAUCGUUUAUAUGAUUCAGCUGCGGAAUGAGAAGUCGGCAGGGGGGCUGUUCGAUAGUUUAUUGGAUGGUUCAGACAGGGCGCGGUAGAUGUGUGGGGAUGAUUUUUUUUGUUUCUUUGUGUCUUUUCUGGGUAUGUGCAUAGAUCUGGGGCCGCAUCAGUUGACUUGAAGAAGUAUUAAUAUUAUCUCGGAACACCGCAGCGUCGAUACAUUUUCCCCUUCCACUUAUUUUGUUUUUUUUUUACCUACCAUGGACAGUCGCUCAUUACAAGCAUCCUAAUUCCUAAAUUCUUUACAUGUCUCUCGCUACAAUCGCUGCGCU